Messenger RNA from Belonocnema kinseyi, 998 nucleotides. RefSeq names its product jerky protein-like. NCBI's taxonomy places the organism in Eukaryota, Metazoa, Arthropoda, Insecta, Hymenoptera, Cynipidae. Gene Ontology annotation, cellular component: nucleus. Gene Ontology annotation, molecular function: DNA binding. The transcript has 2 exons. Bases 245 to 958 code for a protein of 237 amino acids. The record is from RefSeq and is a predicted model, not a curated record.
UUGGCACAACUCGACAUUUCUGGAGUGGAACAUUACGUUUAGGGCUCGUGUGACGUUUUGUGCUGCAUAGUGAAAUUUUUAAUGUUUUCUCUAAUUCAUAAUUGUUGGAAAUCAUACAUUUAUCGUGUAGAGGUAAUUCUAAAUAUUGCAAUACUCCGAAUAUGGCGGCAUAAAUUUUGUUCUGUGGAAAACUGUUUACCAAAAACCCUAACCUAUAUUGUGACAAUUUUUAAAUAGAAUUUCAAUGGAGCCGCCAACAAAAAAACGUAAAAAAAGUGAAUGGCUCACAGCUGGAACGAAAUCAAAUAUCCUAAAAGCAAUUCAUGCAGGAGAUAGCGUUAAAAACAUAGCCGAAAAAUACAAUGUACAUGCUUCUACAGUUCGCAAGUGGCGUAAGAAUGAAGAGGACAUUGCCGAAAAAAAAACGAAAAAUCCAAACAAAAAACAGUUUAAACAAAACCCUAAUGAAAGGUUAAAUGAAGCCCUACAUAUAUGGCUUUUAGAAAGGCGAAAAGCUGGAUUUUCUGUCUCUGGCCCUCAAUUGAAAGAAAAAGCCCGGGAAUUAGCAAAGAUCGUGGGAUCAACAGAAAAUUUUGUUGCGAGCGAUGGAUGGCUCACCUAUUGGAAGAAAACUUAUGGGAUUCGUCACCUAGCAGUUACUGGCGAAAAAUUAUCGGAUGAUUUAAUUGAGAUUGAAGAAUUCCAAGACACUAAAGGUUUUUAUACUAUAUUAACAGUUGAAACACAUCAGACGGAGAAUUCUUCCGAAAAUGAUGUGGAUUCGAAAGAGGAUGUUGCUAAAGUUUUAAAACAAGACGCUUUUAAAGGACUGAUGGAUGUUAUGAAUUACUGUAAGGAACAAAAAAGUACGGAAGCAUUAGCAUUGCUGGAAACGGUGAAAAAAAAAUUAUUUGAUCGAAUUCAAUUUUUAUUGUGUAAGAAAAUGGCUGUUGUGUAAAAAUUUAAUAUAUAUUUAUGUACUGCUGCUAAUAUUUGGU